AUGAUUUGUGAACCCGAUGAGCAGAAGGACGAGGCCGAUGGUGCCGAUGCCGAGGAACCCAAGAAGGGGCACGGCGGUUGCGGCCAUACCCAACCCCAGGUGCGGAAAGAAGGCUUGAAGCCGUUCGUGCAAUAUAAGAAGUCGAAAGAAGACGACGAGGAUGGCAAGUCGCUACAGCCCGACAUACGGCUCAUCACGCCGUCGGAGGUGUAUACGACGUUCAAAAAGAUGACAGACUCGGACCUCCAAAUCAUCUGGCUAUCCGAGGAGUAUGCUCGGCCAGAAUGGAUGAUCUUGACCGUCAUGCCUGUUCCUCCGCCGCCUGUGAGGCCAAGUAUUGCUGUAGACGGGGGCACCAUGCAAAGCGAGGACGAUCUGACAUACAAGCUCGGGGACAUCAUCAAAGCCUCGGCCAACGUGCGUAGAUGUGAACAGGAGGGUGCUCCAGCCUACGUUAUCUCCGAGUUUGAGCAGUUGCUCCAGUUCCAUGUCGCUACCUACAUGGAUAAUGAUAUCGCUGGGAUACCCCAGGUGCUCCAGAAGUCGGGUCGACCUGUCAAGGCGAUUCAUGCUCGUCUAAAGGGCAUGGAAGGAAGGCUACCUGGGAAUCUGAUGGGUAAACGUGUUGAUUUCUUGGGGCGUACCGUCAUCCCAAGGGACCCAAAUCUGGAGCUGGAUGAAGUAGGCGUACCGAAGUCGAUAGCCAUGAACUUGACCUUCCCAGAACGAGUCACACCGUUCAACAUCUCUUAUCUACAGGAGCUUGUUCGUAAUGGUCCAACAACGUACUCUGGUGCUCGGUAUGUCAUCAGAGACACUGGCGAGCGCAUCGAUCUGCGGUAUAACAAGUGUGCGGAUGCUUUCCUUCAAUAUGGCUGGAUCGUUGAGAGACAUCUAAAGGAUGGCGACUACAUUCUUUUCAAUCGACAGCCUAGUCUUCACAAGAUGAGUAUGAUGAGUCAUCGGGUGAAGCUCAUGCCCUAUUCGACGUUUCGCCUGAAUCUUUCCGUUACGCCGUCUUACAAUGCCGAUUUUGAAGGUGACGAGAUGAACAUGCAAUUGUCGCCCCAAGCGAACAAGCCAGUCAUGGGGUUCGUGCAAGAUACCCUUUGCGGUAUACGCAAGCUCACGCUGCGAGAUACGUUCAUGGACUGGAAUGCCGUCCAGAACAUCCUCUUGUGGGUUCCUGAUUGGGAUGGCAUAGUGCCGAUCCCAGCCAUCAUCAAACCCAAACCGAUGUGGAUGGGUAAGCAGAUCCUCAGUUUGGCCAUACCUCGGGGAAUCAAUAUCUUCCGUGCGGCGGAACCUAAAUCGUCAAAUCCCGAUUUUGACGACGGGAUGUGCACUGAGAAUGGAGAGAUCGCCUGGGGGAUAGUCGAGAAGAAGACCGUUGGUGCCUCUCAAGGCGGUCUCGUCCACGUCAUCUUCCGCGAGAAAGACCCCGAGGGCGCGCGCGCUGUUCUCUGGAUUGCAGAAGGUCACGCCAAGACGAUGGCCUUCAUCACGCAAACUAUCGCCAGCCACAAGGCCGAAGUCGCAGCCAUCACCGAGCGAGCGACUAUCGACGAGCUCAAGGCCGCCCCUGGUAUGACAAUCUGUGAAUCCUUCGAAAGCCAAGUCGAGCGGCAACUCAAUUUGGCCCUGGAGCGGGACGGAGUUUCAAUUUGGGCCGCCUGGGCGCUUGAGCAGGGUGGAAUCACCCUGCUCAAGCGCCGGCAACUGGCUCCGUCGCUGCUGGCUCGACCCAAUGGCAGGGACGGUUUUAGGGUUAGGGUCACCGAGCAAGCGACUAUCGACGAGCUCAAGGCCGCCCCCGGUAUGACCAUCCGUGAAUCCUUCGAAAGCCAAGUCAAGCGGCAACUCAAUUUGGCCCGUGAUACGUCUGGUCAGUACGCGCAAAAGAAUUUGAAGGAGGACAACAACGUCAAGCAGAUGGUGGUCGCCGGUUCGAAGGGUUCCUUCAUCAACAUCUUCCAGAUGUUGGACGACUUCAGUCCUGAGGCAAGAGGCUUCGUCGAGAACUUGUACCUUCGGGGGCUAACGCCCCAGGAGUUCUUCUUCAACGCCAUUGCAGGUCGUGAGGGUCUCAUCGAUACCGCUGUCAAGACUUCCAAAACGGCUUACAUCCAGCGUUGUCUCGUAAAGGCCUUGGAGGAUGUUCAGGUCUGCUACGACGGGACCGUCAGGAACUCCCUCGGCGAUCUUAUCCAGUUCGUCUAUGGCGAGGAUGGUAUAGAUGGUGCCUUCAUCGAAAAGCAGAACAUCGCGACCUUCGGUGUCAACCAUGCUCAAUUCAAGCAUAAUUAUCAUGUCGACGUUGUUGAUCCCGCUGGGGGUUUCUUGCCAGGCGUCCUUCAGGUCGGAGUCGACGACUCCUCCCCCAAGCUACAGGCGAAGCUAGACGAGGAGUUCGCUCAACUCUGCGAAGACAGGAAGCUCUUGCGCGAAUUUGUUUUCCCUCGAGCAGUUCCUCGCUCGUCCCACUACCUUCCCGUCAAUCUGAAUCGAAUCGUGCAGAAUGCCUGCCAGAUCUUCCACAUUGACCGACGGAAACCGAGUGAUCUCGAACCAGCCUACAUCGUCGAUGCCGUAAGAGACCUCGUGAAGCGCCUCAUCGUCGUUCGUGGCGACGACGCCUUGAGUCGUGAGGCGCAGACCAAUGCCACCCUCAACUUCAGCAUGCAUCUUCGCGCUACAUUCGCGUCUCGGAAGGUCCUCGAACAGCAUCAUCUAACCAGGGAAGCGUUCGACUGGGUUCUCGGCAAAGUCGAGGCGAAGUUCAACCAGUCCAUUGCCAAUCCACCCUCGACCCCUUCGCUGUCGGUGUACUUGGAGCCUGAAAUCUCAAAGAAUCAAUACCUCGCGAAGAAUGUCCAACAGGAGCUCGCUUACACGACUCUUCGUACCGUCACGGCCGCUGUCGAAAUUUGGUACGAUCUUGACCCUUCCUCUACCAUCAUCGAAGACGACGCAGUGUUCGUCGAAUCUUUCUUCGCAAUCCCCGACGAGGAAAUAUCCAGCAAAUUGCAUCUCCAAUCACCUUGGCUCCUGCGUUUAGAGCUUGAUCGAGUCAAGAUGAUUGAUCGCAAGCUUACUAUGGCCUACGUCGCCGGGCGUAUCUCCGAAUGUUUCAAAACCGACAUCUUCGUAAUCUGGAGUGAGGAUAACGCGGAGAAGCUUAUUGUUCGUUGCCGAGUACUCAGUACGCACGACAAGGAGGAUGUCAGCGAGGUCGAGGAGGACGUUUUCUUGCGACAGCUAGAGAACACUAUGCUCAGCUCCGUCAGCUUGCGCGGCGUGGAGAACAUUAACCGUGUCUUCCUGAUGGAACAUGACAAGGUUACGGCCGCUGAGGACAGCAGCAUCCAGGCCAAUCAGGAGAAAGAGUGGGUUUUGGAGACGGACGACGCCAAACUCAAGGGUUAA
Pleurotus ostreatus (oyster mushroom) is the source of this 3426-nucleotide messenger RNA. Its product is annotated as DNA-directed RNA polymerase II subunit rpb1. The transcript has 12 exons. Gene Ontology annotation, molecular function: DNA binding. Bases 1 to 3426 code for a protein of 1141 amino acids. Gene Ontology annotation, biological process: DNA-templated transcription. The record is from RefSeq and is a predicted model, not a curated record. Gene Ontology annotation, cellular component: RNA polymerase II, core complex. Lineage: Eukaryota; Fungi; Basidiomycota; Agaricomycetes; Agaricales; Pleurotaceae.